Messenger RNA from Cataglyphis hispanica, 2591 nucleotides. It is a transcript of the gene noi, whose product is annotated as splicing factor 3A subunit 3. The record is from RefSeq and is a predicted model, not a curated record. Gene Ontology annotation, cellular component: spliceosomal complex; nucleus. Bases 266 to 1768 code for a protein of 500 amino acids. The transcript has 3 exons. NCBI's taxonomy places the organism in Eukaryota, Metazoa, Arthropoda, Insecta, Hymenoptera, Formicidae. Gene Ontology annotation, biological process: mRNA splicing, via spliceosome. Gene Ontology annotation, molecular function: zinc ion binding; RNA binding.
AUGUUACGUGAACUAUAGAUUUUCAGGCAAUCUAUGCGUCAAUGCGUGAGACGAAACGCAUCCGGAGUCUCAGUAUAAAUCUGAUUACUUGUCGUGAACCGUAUUGACUCUCUUUGUUUUCUAAAGCGAAAUACGAGAAUUAACUAUCUAUUUUUUUAUAUUAUCUAUGGAUUAAAUUGUAUUUAAUCAUCUAUUUUGUGGCACAAGUGAUUUGUGAGUCAAUGUAAAAAUUAAAACAGGUUACAUUUUUUAUAUUAAAAUAAAGAUGGAAACGAUAUUGGAACAACAACGACGAUAUCAUGAAGAAAGGGAACGAUUGAUGGAUGCAAUGGUAAAAGAGAUGUUACAUAGAAAAGCGGGUCAUCGCGAAAACAUCAAUUCGGAACAUCGUCUAAAAAUGUUAUUGGAUCAAUAUAUGGAUAGCACAAUGCAUUUGCAAGAUUUAUAUGAGGAUAAAGAUGGACAGAGGAAAGAGGAAGUUCAAGCACUAUCUGGUCCAAAUGAAUUCUCAGAAUUUUAUUCACGUUUGAAGUCGAUAAAGGAAUUUUAUCGGCGACAUCCUAAUGAAAUUAGUGUUCCCAUGUCUGUUGAAUUUGAGGAAUUAGCUAAGAUGAGAGAAAAUCCAACAGAAGAACUGUCCAAUCUUGUCGAAUUUACAGAUGAGGAAGGUUAUGGAAAAUAUCUCGAUCUUCAUGAGUGUUAUCAAAAAUACAUUAAUCUUAAAGGAAUAGAAAAAGUAGAUUAUAUAACUUAUCUAUCAACUUUUGAUCACUUAUUUGAUAUACCUAGAGAGAGAAAGAAUGCAGAGUAUCAAAAAUAUGUUGAGUCCUUAUUAGGAUAUUUAACAGAUUAUCUGAGUAGAGUAAGACCUUUACUUGAUAUUAGUACAGAGAUUACAGAAGCCAAUAAAGAUUUUCAGACUCAUUGGGAGAAGAGCACAUUUCCUGGUUGGCCCAAGGAAGCUGGAAGUGCUUUAACUCAUGUAGGAGCACACUUGGAAUUAUCUGCAUUCUCAUCAUGGGAAGAGUUAGCAUCUCUUGGUUUGGAUAGAUUAAAAUCAGCUUUGAUGGCUUUAGGACUCAAAUGCGGAGGUACGCUCGAGGAACGGGCGCAACGACUUUUUAGUACGAAAGGCGAAGCCUCUUUAGAUCCCAAUUUAUUAGCUAAGAAUCGAAAGGGAAAGUCAGCUAAGACUAGAGAUUCCGAAAAGCAAAAGGAAAUUGCACGAUUAGAGGCUCAUGUGUAUAGGCUCGCCGAACUAGUAUCCAGUCAACGAGUAGCCACGAAAGAAAAUGUACAAAGAAAACAAGCAAGAACCGAAGGCGAAAGAGGCGAUUCUGAUGCAGAGGCAAGUGCGAGCGAAUCAGAGGAAGAGGAUGAUAAUGAGGUUCCAUAUAAUCCAAAAAAUUUACCGUUGGGCUGGGAUGGGAAACCCAUACCUUAUUGGUUAUACAAACUACAUGGCCUAAACAUUAGUUACAAUUGCGAAAUUUGUGGCAAUUUCACAUAUAAAGGUCCAAAGGCAUUUCAGAGACACUUCGCGGAAUGGAGACAUGCUCAUGGCAUGCGUUGUCUCGGUAUUCCGAACACGGCACAUUUCGCCAAUGUCACUCAAAUUGAAGAUGCACUUGCUCUGUGGGAAAAGCUGAAAACACAGAAACAAGCAGAACGUUGGCAACCAGAACAAGAGGAAGAAUUUGAAGACUCGCUUGGCAAUGUAGUCAAUCGCAAAACAUAUGAGGAUCUUAAGAGACAAGGCUUGCUAUAAUAAAACAAGGUGUGUAUAUACAGGAUGUCUGGAGUCAACCGCACUCAUCGUGUACAGCUAAAGCAAAUAACUGAGAAGAAAAGUCUUUUAUCAUUUUGCGAUUUUCGCAGUAAUUCUCGAAAAAUUAAUUAACAAGUAAAAAAUUGUGCAAAUAAAAAUUUGAACACAGCUUCCUCAUAAUUUUAUUUCCUUUUUUUUAUAAUAUCAGUAAUCGUAAUUACAAAUCGAAAUGAUAGUUUUCGAGAUAGUACUAGAUAGAACUCUAAAAUAGUUUUACCAAUCAUAAUUUAAUGAUACUCUAUUCAUAUAAAACAAUUUAAGACUCCUGAGUAGUCGCCGCGGAACUCUGAGUUGGAGACAUAGGAAUUCUGUCCAACAAUUUAUCAUAUAAGUUAUAAGUGAAGUGUAUUAGGAGCUUAUUAAACAGACAUAUCGCAUCAUGUGUACGUGUAGUCAAAAUUCGUGCGUGAGGAUAGAGACUAGAGAUAGACACUGAGCGAUCAUGAAAAUGUCGCUCGCAAAUGUUCGGUCGUCGAAUUUUUGCCAUACUCAGGAGCCUUAAUCUAAUAUUUAAAAAAUUUGCAGAAAUUAGGUCGUAAACAAACAUUUAUUGAAAAAUUCAAAAUUUCAUAAAAACUGAACCGUUUCAACAAUUCUAAUCAAAUUCAGUAUUAACCAUGCUUUAAUGAUAUUUAUGAUAUUCUAUUAAUAAUAUUUAGUAAAAAUAUUUAGUCCGGGAUCUCAAAAUUUGAUGAAGUUAGCGCAAUCACAUUUUUUUUGUAGAAAAAGUCAAAAUUUUAUAAAUAAUAAACUCUUUCAUCAA